GAGAUGGAAAAAAAGAGAGCUGCAGUUUAUUCAAGUCUGCUCUAAAUGUUAGAAACAUUUGAAAACAAGGAAGCAUUCUGUGAAAAGAGUGCCUAGACAGGUCUUACGCCGAUUUUAAUUAAUUGCAGUGUUUUGGCAUAGUUUGGGGUAUUCUUCAGUGCCUGCGUUUAACCUUUGGGAUUUAUUUAGCCUACGGGGUCACCUCAUACGGUGCGGCAGCUGUUACUUAAAAAAUAAAUCCAAGAUAAUUUGGGAAGUGAAGCAUUUUCAGUUCUGCUUCAUGCUGGACGGAGUGGAGCAAUCUCUACCUUUCUCUGCUUAAGUGUAGUUUCUUCCCCCCUCCCAAAAAAAAAAGGCUUCUUUUCCUAAUAGGGUUGCCGAUAACUAGGAUAAAUGUUUAAAAAAGGUAUAGUUAUGUUUUUUUCAUUUUGGUUUCUGCUGUGUGGCUUCUGUUUUACCAACACCAUAGCAGUUCCUGCUCGUCUGGAGACUGGGUAUGUGAUACCCAUUGAAAUCAACACUCUGACCAGAGAGUUCAAUGUCCCUGAGUUAGAGGAGGAUGACUACACUGAACUUGAGGACUAUGAUGAUGAAGAGGAUACCUUUGGCUUUCCUGAGGAUGCAUUUGUAAAUAAGGAACAAUUUGCCACUCGUAAAACUUCAAAUUCCAUACGUAAAAAAUUCAAGGGCAAGUCUCGGAUCCAACGACUGGCUUUGGUCAACACUGAUUUUGCCUUCAAUUUCUACAGGGCCUUGCUGAAGUCCCAGUCAAGUGACAAGAACGUGGUCUUCUCUCCAUUUGGACUCUCCAGUCUGAUGGCGAUGGUCAUGGUGGGGGCUGGUAACAGGACCCAGCAGCAGAUCUCCCGAGCUCUUGGCUUCGAUCAGUUUGUCAAUAUCAGGCCAGGGACGGGUGACGAGGUCCUGCACGACGUCUUCCACAAGCUCAUCCACAGGCUCUUCCGACAUGACUUUGGAUACACACUUAAAGAUUUCUCUGGCAUCUACGUCAGAGAAGGUCUGGAGAUCAGGAAGACGUUCAAGGAGUGGCUAAGACAGUACUAUGGGGUGCACGCACGCUCUGUGGAUUUCUCGGAACCCCAACUUGUCACCAAAUUCAACCAACUCAUCUUAAGGGCCACCAAAGGGAAACUCCAGGCCGUGGUGGAGGACAUUGACCCACAGACUGUAAUGCUCGUCUUCCAGGCACUCCAUUUCAAAGGCCUGUGGGAGCACAAGUUUAUCAAACGAAAGACUGCCAUGCUCCAGUUCCACACCAGCAGGACAGCGGCAGUGAAGGUGCCGAUGAUGUACGUCAGGGCCACUGUGCUGGCUGCCACGGAUCAUGUCUACGCCUGCGAUGUCAUCAGCCUGCCGUACAGCACCAAUGCCAGCAUGCUGGUUGUGGUUCCCCACAGAACCUCCGGCCUGAGGCACAUUGAGAGAGCCCUCAGCUGGGAAAUGGUCGACGACUGGCUCAAGGACAUGACAAACAGGACAAGAGAGGUCUAUAUUCCAAAGUUCAUUCUCCAAGGUGACUAUGAUUUAAUUGAAGUCUUCCAAGACCUGGGUGUGAUAGAUCUCUUCCAGAAUCAAGCUGAUUUGUCUGGUAUAUGUGAAGAGGGAAAUCUCCACAUUAGCACGAUGAAGCAACGCGUUGCACUGAACGUGGAUGAAGAUGGAAGUGAAGCAGCUGCCGCCUCCCUUUCUGGGUUCAUGCCCCUUUCCGCACAGGCCAAGUUCAUGGCUGACCGCCCCUUCCUGUUUCUCAUCCUGGAGCAUCACACCAGGUCGCUGCUUUUCAUGGGAAGAGUGGUGAACCCUUUGAACCAAUAAACGGAGGCAGCCGGAGUUCCAGCAGGUGUACUAGCGCACUACUAUGUCAAACAGAUUGCCAAAUUAAACCUAAUUGUUCACAGUCUGUCAUUCAUUCUUAAAGCCUGUAUUUGGUUUAAUGUUCAGAUGUUAUCUAUUACUUUCCAGACCUUUCAUUAAAUACCCUGCCGCAUUCACACUUGAGCACCUUUGCUCCAUCUGCAAAAAGAGGAAUUUCCCGAUGGGCAACCAUUUAAAUUCCGAUCCCCAUUCCUGUUCUAACACGUCAGUUCGUGGCCUCCUCUUCUGCCGUGCUGAGGCCACCCUCAGGGUGGAGGAGGAAUGCCUCAUGUCUGCUCAGGAAGCAUCCAACCUAAUAGCAAGAACAUUGAUUUCUCCAGCUUCUGGUAAUUUUUCCCCUCUCCCUUCCCUCUUCUUCUAUUCCUCACUCUGGCCCUUUACCUCUUCUCCCCUCCUCCCUAUCACCUCUCGCUGGUGCCCCUCCUCUUUCCUUUUCUCCCAUGGUCCACUCUCCUCUCUUAUCAGAUUCCUUCUUCUCCAGUCCUCUUCCACCUAUUAUCUCCCAGAUUCUCACUUCAUCCACCACUCCUCCACCCACCUGGCUUCACCGAUCAUCUUCUAUCUUGUCCCCCUUUCCCUCCCCCUACUUUCUAAAUCUGGCAUCUUCCCCCUUUCUUUCAAAUCCUGACAAAGGGUCUCGGCCUGAAAUGCUGUUUAUUCAUCUCCAUAGAUACUGCUUGACCUGCUGAGUUCCUCCAGCAUUUAUUAUGUGUUGCUUUUACAUAGAGUAGUUGUGAAUGGGAAUUAAACCAGUAUCUGGGCACUGCUGGCAGGACAAUGCAGAUGUUUAAUUACGCUGUUGAAUGAGUCUAAGCUCUCUGUUUGAUUGCCUUCAAAUAUUAAUCCUUUUUAAAAAUUUUGCAGAGUUUUUCUAUGGUUU
Messenger RNA from Hypanus sabinus (Atlantic stingray), 2776 nucleotides. RefSeq names its product heparin cofactor 2-like. NCBI's taxonomy places the organism in Eukaryota, Metazoa, Chordata, Chondrichthyes, Myliobatiformes, Dasyatidae. Gene Ontology annotation, biological process: negative regulation of endopeptidase activity. The transcript has 4 exons. Gene Ontology annotation, molecular function: serine-type endopeptidase inhibitor activity. The record is from RefSeq and is a predicted model, not a curated record. The coding region runs from base 394 to 1836 and encodes 480 amino acids.